Molecule: messenger RNA, 3911 nt
Organism: Xyrauchen texanus (razorback sucker)
Lineage: Eukaryota; Metazoa; Chordata; Actinopteri; Cypriniformes; Catostomidae
Product: E3 ubiquitin-protein ligase TRIM32-like
Exons: 2
Coding region: 94-2079 (661 amino acids)
Molecular function (GO): protein binding; zinc ion binding
Source: RefSeq, a predicted model, not a curated record
GCGCGCACCCGUUGUUAUUAGAGUCGCGCGCGUCGUCACAUCAAGCGAAAGCUACAGUUGAACAGAAGGCACUAAAAGGCAUCGGAAGGCACCAUGGCCACACCAACGUCUCUAGAUCCAGAUUUGGUUCGGGAGGUGUUGGAAUGCCCCAUCUGCCUGGAGACCUACAGCCAGGACCAGCUUCGACCUAAAUUGCUGCAAUGUGGUCAUUCUGUGUGUCGUCAGUGCCUUGAGAAACUCCUCGCCAGCACCAUAAAUGGUGUGCGCUGCCCCUUCUGCAGCAAGGUGUCUCGCAUGAGCAGUAUUUCCCAGCUGGCAGACAAUCUCACCGUGUUGAAGAUCAUUGACUGUGCAAGUUCAUGUGGAUCUACUAUGGGUCUUAUGUGCAAGUCCUGUAAGAACCGCCUGCCCCGUCAGUACUGUUGCGACUGCGGCAUCGUACUGUGCGACAUUUGUAAGAACGAGGGUCAUCAGCGCCACGGUCACGUCGUACAGGCCAUCCGCAUGGCUGCCGAACAGCAGCGGAAAGACCUCAAUGGGAAGCUCGGCAACUUGCGUGAGACAAUGGGUAAUAUUCAGAAGAAGAAGGCGGCCAUUGACAACAUGGCAAAAUCACUCCGACUGAAGUAUAAGGCUGUCCAGCAGGAGUACAACAAGGCUGAGUUGCGGCUCCAGGAAGAACUUGGCCGCUCGCGCCAUGCCUUUGCCACAUCCAUGGCUGAAGUAGAGAAACUCAAUGGCCAGAUUCUGGAGGAGCAGACCUACCUGCUCAACAUUGCCGAAGUGCAGGUGGUUUCUCGUUGCGACUACCUCAACUUGAGGAUAAAGCAGACUGAUAUUGCUCUACUGGAGGAAGGGAGCAAUAAUGACGAAGAAGAGUUGGACUUAAAAAUGAAUCUGCCUGUCAUUUUGAAACUACAGGAGCCUGAACUGGUUAAAACAGAGCACUCAAAACCCUUAGAUGUGGCACAGCUGACUACUAAACCCUGCACUGUCAAUGCUGAAGAGGAAGAUGGGCUUGAGUUUGCCACUGCUGCCACUGACACUUUGGACAUAUAUCGUGAUAUCGACAUGGUAACGGCAGUCGAAGAGGCGGUUUGUGCUUCUCCCGGUAGUUUCAAGUCCAAGUCUGUAGAUGGAGGUGGACCUUCUCCAGGGGCUACUGGCGGGCAGCUCUGUCAGUUUGUGAAAAAGAUGGGCUGCAAGGGGAAUCUCCCUGGCAUGUUCAACUUGCCGGUAAGUAUUUGCGUCACUCCGCAUGGUGAGGUGCUCGUGGCUGACCGAGGGAACUACCGCAUCCAGAUCUUUAACCGUAAGGGCUUCCAAAGGGAGAUACGUCGCAACCCAAGCAGCAUUGACAGCUUUGUCUUGAGCUUCCUCGGCGCGGACCUUCCCAACCUUAUUCCUCUCUCCAUUGCAAUCACUGCUCAGGGCCUCAUCGGGGUUACCGAUAACUAUGACAAUUCUGUGAAGGUUUAUACCACUGACGGCCAUUGCAUCGCCUGCCAUAAGAACCAGCUCAUCAAGCCAUGGGGGAUUGCCGCCAUGCCUUCGGGUCAGUUCGUCGUGUCGGAUGUGGAAGGUGGAAAGCUGUGGUGCCUGGCUGUGGAUCGUAAUGUUGGGGUGGUCAACUACAACCGUCUAUGCUCAGCAGUCAGGCCCAAAUUUGUGACUUGUGACUCCUCAGGGACGGUCUACUUUACACAGGGCUUAGGCCUAAACAUUGAGAAUAGAUACAAUGAACACCACCUCGAGGGGGGGUUCUCCAUCGGCUCGGUGGGCAUGGACGGGCAGCUGGGAAAACAACUCAGCCACUUCUUCUCAGAAACCGAGGACUUCCGUUGCAUCACAGGCAUGUGUGUGGACUCUAACGGGGACUUGCUCGUGACAGACAGUGGUCGGAAGGAAAUUCUACAGUUCCCGAAAGAAGGUGGCUAUAACAUUCUCAUUCAGGAGGGCCUUACGUGCCCCGUAGGGGUGGCUGUUACUCAAAAGGGACAACUGCUAGUCUUGGAUUGCUGGGACCACUGUGUAAAAGUCUACACGUACUUGCAGAGGAGGCGUUCUUCUACUUGUUAAUAUCGCUGUGCAGAUGUAUGAAGGACAUUUGAAUGAUAUAAAAUACUGGUAACUUCAAUUGAAAUAAUAAAUGCAACUGCUUCUUAGUGCUUUCUGACCAGCAGCAAGCAAUGACCUUGCCCAGGCAGCAACCAUUCACCACUGCCAUGGAGCAAUUUGAAGAUAUUAUUUUUGCUGCUACGGACAAAUGCAUUUUGAAUUACAGCACAACUGAUGGCAAUAACUGAUAGUGUUUUUUAUUUAAGCGUGCAAAUCAGUUUCCAUUUUAAAUAGUUUUUUUCUGUACUGCUGUAAUGGCAUUAAAUAGUCUUUUGAGGAAUUGAAAAUAAAAUUAUUAUUCUUUAUAAGGUGGUUUACCUGAAAUACCGCAGGGGGAUUUUGAUAACUCAAAACACUAUUGGUGUAAAUUCCCUGUUCUUGUGACACAAUUUUAUGUAUUACCCAUAAUGCCUCGCUGUUAAAGUGCCCCCUAAUACAUGAAGCUUGUGUAAGUAAAGAGACUUACUUACAUUCAUAUGGACAAUAUGAUUCUAUUAAACAUUACAAUGCAGUGUAACUAGCCAAUAUUACGUUUGUAAAAAUCAUACUUGUUAUUCACUGCAACUUUAAGAAGAUAAUUAAAAUGUCUCAUUUAAGUAGUCUACAAUUGUGAAUCAUUGACUGUGAUUGGGUUGUUCUGUGAUCUGGUUUGCAAACCCAUUGCUCUGUUGAAGUUACCAAAGGACUGUCAGAUUCAGGAGAUAUUAGCAUGUAAUCAGAGUCACUGCAAUAGUUAAUCUACUGCAGGGAUAUGACUGACUUUAAACAGAAAAUGAGCAGUUUACUAUGUUACACAAUAAAUUAACUAAUUUAAGUGUCCUUGUUUCUAAGAGGUGGAUCUUAAGACUGUUGCUUAGUCUAUCAAACAUUUGAGUGGGAAAUGUAUUUUUAAUUUGGGCUUUGACCAUAUUUAACUGCAUCAUUCAUCUUUUAGAUAGGACUGAAAUUGGUGUUCUGUUGUAAAAUCAUAAUUCUACUCAACAUAUCUGCUUUGCACAUUAAAGGGUUAGUUUAAUCAAAAAAGAAAAUAAAUUCUGUUGUCAUUACCUUCAUGUCGAUUCAAAUUUGUUUGACAUUUCUUCUGUGGAACACAAAAGGAGAUGUUAGGCGUAAUGAUAGUCUCAGUCACCAAUCACUUUUAUUGUAUGGGGAAGAAAUUCAAUAACAACAUGCAGCGAAGUGAAUGGAAACAGAGGCUGUUAAUCGCAACAUUCAGCCUAACAUCUUUUUGUGUUGCACGAAAGAAAGUCAAAUGUGUUUAGAACAAAAUGAGGGCAAGUAAAUGAAGACAUGGUUUUGCAUUUUUGUGUGGACUAUGCUUUUAAAAGUGCUCGCCUGUCAUAGAGUAGUGCAUUUAUACACAUAAAUUCAUCAAUAUAAGAUAGCAUCACAAGAUGUUUUCAUUUUGGUUGUGAAAACAUAAUGUGUGACUUGAAGACAAGUAAAGAUCAAUUCUUUGAUGUUAAUUUUCAGGAACCUUGACAAAAUCUGUAUGAACUUGCCAGGAAAGAAAUAAAAAAAGUGAUAUCAGCAGUGUCAGGUUUAAUCGGAUAUAAAUGACAGGUGCUGUUUAUAGUGGUAUUAUUCAUGCACUGCAGUCAUUUUAAAUAUUUUAAAUAUGGCCUAAAUUAUGAGUAUUUUCUCAGACUGUUUGGCAGGAGAUGCUGAGUGGACAUUACUCUCUUAAAAUUACAAAACGUUCAUGUUAAAGCAUUGAUGUUGGUGUCAGUGAAUUGAGCCCAAAUUCAUGUUUGUAUUGUUCAUGACCAAUUGCGUGCAAUAAAUUCAACAUA